UUAAAUACAAGUCACAUAUCGACUCAUACAAAUCAUUUAUUUUCAUGUUUAGUAUCGAUAAAGAUAGAAUUAACAAAGUAGGCCCUGAUCAAGCUUGUGCAGAAUGGCUUUUACGUAAUGGAGCUUUUAUAAAAUGGUGUGGUUCAAAGAAGUAUCUAAAAGAUUAUAAUUUGAUACCCCAAGAAAUGAGUCAUCUACAAUUACAAAGCGUUGAUGCUACUGAUUCUGCUAUUCAUCAUGUUGGAUUUCUAUAUUUUUCUGGAUGUAAGCAUAUAGAACAAAUUAAGCUUAUACAAUGUCCUUAUGUUGAAAACGAAGCUUUAUCAUUGCUAUCGUGUAUAAAAGAUUCAUUAAAGGAUAUUGAAGUAAUGAAAUGUAAAAGGAUUACCGAUGAAGGAUUGUUACAUCUUAAAAAUCUAAUAUAUUUAGAAAAUCUUAAACUUGGAGAUAUGCCUUCUAUAAAAAACAAAUCUAAUGUUCUUACCGAAUUAAGUGCUGCACUACCAAAUUGUAAAAUAACUUACAAUUAAUAUAAAUAAUCGAUAUCUAAAUAAAUAAUAAA
This is a messenger RNA of Ceratosolen solmsi marchali, 562 nucleotides long. RefSeq names its product ATP synthase subunit s, mitochondrial. The transcript has 3 exons. NCBI's taxonomy places the organism in Eukaryota, Metazoa, Arthropoda, Insecta, Hymenoptera, Agaonidae. The record is from RefSeq and is a predicted model, not a curated record. Bases 45 to 530 code for a protein of 161 amino acids.